Ornithodoros turicata is the source of this 5368-nucleotide messenger RNA. It is a transcript of the gene p130CAS, whose product is annotated as breast cancer anti-estrogen resistance protein 1-like. Gene Ontology annotation, molecular function: protein binding. NCBI's taxonomy places the organism in Eukaryota, Metazoa, Arthropoda, Arachnida, Ixodida, Argasidae. The record is from RefSeq and is a predicted model, not a curated record. Gene Ontology annotation, biological process: cell migration; cell surface receptor protein tyrosine kinase signaling pathway. Gene Ontology annotation, cellular component: plasma membrane; cytoplasm. Bases 526 to 2976 code for a protein of 816 amino acids. The transcript is spliced from 8 exons.
GCUGUUUGCCUGUCGUCCUUUGCUCACUCGCUGGUCGGCCUGUACGGGCCUCGCCCCCGCGUCUUGUGCUGAAGACAGUUUCUUUGAUUUCACCUCACGAGCACAGAGUCAGUUCUCUGAGGCAGCGAGAUUCAUCUCAGAGCUGUUAAAUCGAGUUGUUAUCAAGAUGAGAAUUAGGAGGUGUACCGACGUACUUUAGCAUCUUCUGAGUUCUGUGCAGAAACGAACAGGCAUCCACGUCUAGAAUUGCAUCCCGCAUUUGGCACACUCCGCUACAAACAUGGAGACUGGCACUUUCCGUCUGAACCCUCUCGCGCUCGCAUUCCUCUGAUGCCGUGUUGUGUUUCCGAAGCUUGGAACUGGGCGUGUUAUUUUACGACGUCCAUCUGAGGAUCACCAAAAGAAUAUUAGAAACAAGAAUGAGUGAACUUGUUUUCUGGUGACGUGAGAACAUUUCCCGUUGGAUUUUGUACCUCUUGCGGACUUUGGAUUACGCCUACUGCUUUGUGGGUCUCUACCGGAAACAUGCGUAAGAACUGUCUGGCUCGGGCAUUAUACGACAACAUAGCAGAGUCUCCAGAGGAACUUGCCUUCCGCAAAAAUGAUGUCCUCACUGUACUUGAGCAGAACCCUGAUGAUUUGGAGGGAUGGUGGCUCUGCGCUUUACGGGGACGCCAGGGUCUUGCACCAGGAAACAGGCUACGGCUGAUCCCACGCAUGUAUGACCCAACUGGUCUUGGCUACGCAACAGGAACAAUUCCAGACAAUGUGAAUAUGGGAACUAUCUCACCCCACCAGCAACAUAAUGUUGCCAUGAACAUAUCUGGAACAUACCCGGGACCAGGGAAGAGGCAUUCUACGCGGAGAUCAUGGAGAGUGGAUGCCAACAAGGUUGUGACCCCCAACAAGGUGGGAGAUGUAUACCUAUAUGAUGUGCCAGUGGGUGCCAAAGUUGCAGAAGAAUAUGACUUCCCUGCUCACUCAGCAUUACCUACACCAGUGACUCGUUUGCAUGCAGAUACUGUGGUCCCAACCAUCCAGUCUCUGCACAAGCUAACCUUACAGCCUUCAAGUGUACCAUAUGAUGAGCCUCGGCAAGCGAAUGUAUCUUGUGAUGCCUCACGUUCUACUCUAACUGCUGAGAGAGAAGCUUUGCUUUCUGAUGUUCCAGGUGUUACAGUGUAUGACAUUCCUCGAGGCAAUAUGGAUUACGACAUUCCGAAUCCAGAUCUCCCUGUUACGUAUGACACCCCACCACCACCUCGAGAGAUGUCCAAGGUGGCCUGUACUACGUACGACAUACCCCAAGAAAGUGGUUUGCAAAGUGCCAUGGGAGUGGUUACCUACGAUGUUCCCGUGUCUGGGCGCUCCAGUGGUGUUUCACUCAUGUCUACGAGCUCAUCAUCCGGCGGUGUCUCUCCUGCAAGCAGUCAGUCGAGUUUGAACACAUCGCUGUCCUUGUCCAGUCUGUGUGGCUCAAACAGAUCAAGCUUGGAGCAGGCCCAUGAUAUGUAUGACAUCCCUGCAUGUGGACCGAAACGUCCAGUAGAGGGACUGACGACUCGGGCCAGCUUGGGGGCUGUUCCACCUCCUCCUUGCCACGAUAUGGCUCCAUUACAGUUCUACGAUAUUCCCACCAAUAACGCUCCUGCCCUACCUUUGCAUUAUGACAUCCCACCCAAACGUGGGGCAAGGCCUCCAGCAACGGUGUCCUUGGAUGGAGUUUACGACGUUCCUCCACAGGUUACACGAGACAUACAAGUCCCACCUUCCACAGCAGAUGAAACAGAUUCUUCAAAACGCCAUUCUUCUUCAAGCACCGAGUCUCAAGAUUAUGAGGCUGUGGGAGAACUGAAAGAAAUCCACCUUGAACGGGAUGCAGCACUUGAAGUGCUUGUCAAAUUGCACCAGGAGGUGACAAGUGCUAUUACAAAACUCUUUUCUCUAACUCACUCAACCUGGAAGCGGCAAGAAAAUGCAACUGAAGCACGGCUUCAUGAUCUCAAACUCAACUGUUACAGACUACGCUCUUCACUCCAAGAGUUCCUAGCAUUUGCUCAGGGUGCCCUCACAAAUGCUGCUUGUGCAGAAGACAGAAAACUUUACCAAAAAUUAGCACGCCUGACUAAGCCACUCGCAGAUUCAUACCGUGUUGUGCUGGCCACAACUCAGUCACUGGAUGAGAAGGGUUGGCAGGUGGGAAACUACACAGGGUCCAGCCCAGACGCACUUGACCACCUAGUAGCAUGUGCUCGAGGACUGACAGAAGACAUUCAGCAAGUGGCUUCCACGAUACAGGGUAACUCUACCCUCAUCUUUAAACGGUCCCCACUUAUCAGCGAAAGUGGGAAGCGUCCACUACCAGCACCACCCAAGCGAGAAGAGGACCGUAGAGAAUGGGCCAAUGAUUACGAUUACGUUAACCUAGAAUCCAAAGAAGCUGUAGAAAGGGAGAAUGAAGAGAUUAAAGCGGCUCUUCCUGCAGAGCUUAGUCGAUCAUUUGAUAAGCUCUUGAAAGAGUCUCAAGUCACUGUUGAGGAAAAGAUCGAGGAACUACCGUCUGCUGGCCUAGACCAUGGGGAUGUGCAAAUAUUGACAUUUUACAGAGCACAAAUAGAUACCCAUAUCCUUUUCCUGACCAAUGCAAUUGAUGCUUUUCUGGCAACCAUCGAGAAUAAUCAGCCACCUAAGGUGUUUGUCGGACACAGCAAAUUUGUUGUGAUUUGUGCACACAAACUUGUGUACAUGGGAGACACGGUAUACCGCAAUGUGCUGAAUCAAGAGAUAAAGUCACAAGUGUUACAAUGCUCUACUAACUUAUGUGAGGCACUCAAGGUGCUGAUUAACAGCACAAAGAAAGCGGCACUACAGUUUCCAUCUGUGGCUGCAGUUCAACAAAUGGUGGACAGCAUCGUAGAUGUAUCGCACUUUGCCAAUGACCUCAAAGUUGUGGUGACACAGGUGGUUAAGAGAUAACAACAGCACAGAGGGUAUAAAAUAAUGAGGAGGCAUGGGAGAUGUCUACACGGGAUAGUCAAGUCACAAGUGAGCCAUUUUAAAAAGUUUUUAAGAUGCAAACUUUUUACAAGUAAUUUUAUUUGUACUUGUCUCCUGUAUGAAGCUAUGCGGGACUAUAACUGUUGGGAUGCAUUGCUUAUUAUUGAGGACAUGCAUUGUUGUAGUCCAUUUGCAUCACAUUGCUGUCUGAGCUUGUUACGUGUAGUUCUGCACUGCUACACUAGAAUAAGCAGUUACUUGGGUGUACCUUAGGUACUAAUAACAUGGUACAUACUUGUUGCACUAUGUUUAAGGGCCUGGUGCAUCAGUUCUUGUUAAUGUGAGUGAUACCUCAUCGUAGUCCUUGCACUAUAAAAUGAGGUGGAUCCAUACUGCUAUAUUAAAGUGCAGAGGUCAGCAAAUGGUAUAAUUUUUCCAGCUUACCCCUUAACCCGCUUUCCCCUAUGUAUAAUGCAUCAUGCAGAUUUACCUAUUGCACAUCCACAGUGUGGAGAGAUAGAAAAAAAAACUUGACAUGUUUAAUUCAUUCAGGGUCAUUUCCUGCUGGCAUACUUUUUAUUUGAGGCACGUAAAGCCAAAGUGCCAAGACUUGCAUGUACCCAUGUUUUAUUUUGAUAAUUUGUGUCAUAAUUUUAAGUCAUGGGCCUACGUUGAAUAACAUUUACCAACUGACAUAUUGAUUGUUUCCAUUUUGGGUGUAUUUGUGAUUAUGUGGUACAUUGUACUUCCGUGAAAUAACCAAGGGCGUGUGCCAAAUUGCCCUAUUAACGCCCUGUCGAUUGAUGGGAUACGAGAGUUUGUAGGUUUGGUAUGUUUUAAUACAGAUGGAUACCUUGCAGUAACCAGAGUACAAUUUGAAAGAUAGAGGGAAAAAAAAGCAACAGAAAGAAACUUUCAGAAUCCCAACACUACUAACUAAAAAGUAUAAUUGUUUUGAGCUGAAGAGUUGAACUGAGGGUCCUGCAAAAAGCCUUCCUCCGCCAUUGGCAGACGAGUUCUAUCAAGACAGGUAUGAACCAAUUUACGAUAUCGCAUCAGUCAACAGUACUCAUCAAUUUAGGAUACUUUUUUUACAAAGUAUGUGUUCCCCCUUGAAAGCAAAUAUAGCAUGUGUUAAGACAAUAUGUACCAGUCACUUUGCAUACCUAUUCUCCUUCUGGUACCAUGAAAUACAAAGGUAAAGCAUAGAGAAUGAAGUCAUGUGGUCCAUUCAAUGUGAUUCACUUUUGUAUGUGCAUCUUUGUAAGAGUAUCUCAUAACCACUUUUGCAUGUGCUGCCACAGAAUGGACAGAAAAAUGUUGGCAAAAUUUCAUAGCACAUAGGUUUAUGCUAUACCAUAUGUAGGCAGCAAAAAUAGGAGUAUUAGCCCCUUAAGAGCCACGGACAAGCUGAGACCGUGGGUGGCGUCCGAAUUAAUAAUAACGUAGACGAGCUCGCUUGUCCACAAGUGCUUUUGUAUUCCUCAAUGCCAGAGACUCAUUUGCCACUCUGGAGGCAAGGUGUGCUGCCACUGAUGGUAGCACACAUUUUUAUUUCUACACUAUUGUCAUUUCUUCUGGGAUAAAUAUGUAUAGCAAUGCAAGUUGCAUCACAUAUAUGAAAAAAUGUACAUUUUUGGGGAAACAGUUUUGAAAUAGCUUCCAUACUUUAUUAAAGUAACAUAGCACUUAAGGGGUUAAUGUUGUGCUAUAUGUUGGCAUGUUAAGUUGUCCUUCAGAACUCUGGCUGGGUAGUUUACAUUCUGGUUGUGUGCUACUGAGACAACAAAAUGCCAACCUUACAUCGUUGCAACAUUUUAUAGGAUGUAGUUUACUCAUUUUUACUAUGAACUUUUUGAAUACUUCAUAUUUGUGCACAUGAUCCCAGCACUUUUGCAAGUGCUCAUGUAUCAUUUGAUAACUUUUCCUGGCAUUUAUGUAGGCCAAGUUUAGUGCAAAUGAAGACCUCUAUGAUAAAAAAAAGUCUAAAUUUUCCUACACACACAAACGGCAAAAAGGGUAGCUACUUUUAAGUAAGUUAUGUAUCCGUAACAAGUGUUCCUAGUCACAGAAAGCCCUUGGAAGGGCGUCAACUUUAGUGCAAUGUGAACCCAAUUUACGUGAAUAUCUAUUCUGCUUAAAACGCAUUGAAGCAUGCAAGUUAAGCAAAGACUACGAAACCUUGUCUUUUGAAGGUGAACCCGUGGAGCAUGUGGAAAAUGCAUGUAAUAGCGAUGUGGCAAUAGAUUCUGUGGUCACGAUGCAGUGGUUAAAAGUGGUGUUCACACAAAUGUUUGUUAUUCACAGUGUAAUACAGUGCAAGCAAAUAUUGUAUACUUAAUAAAGACAUACACGAUUUUUCUUCAGCUCA